CAAAGAAUUAUUGUGACUCUCACUUUUUUAUCAGCGCAUCGUCUGGCGAGACUGCGUUUAGUGCAUUUUGGAGCGUGCCCAGCGCCAGAUCUGGACAAAGAACCCGUCAAAGAUGCUGGACAAGAUGCUCUCGUUGCUGCUGCUGCUGCUCGGCCAAACGCAAGGCCUGGCCAUAACGAACGGCCACUGCCAGAAGAACAUCAGUGUCAAGUACCAGGUGCCAUUGACCAGGACACGUCUGCCCAGCAAUGCCAGCAGCAGCUCCUCCGGCGAGCAGUACAUUGUGUAUGAGGAGCGCAUACGCUGGGAUACGGUGCAAAUAUGUUGUCCCGGCUAUCGCACCAUUAUCUUCGGCUUCUGUGAGCCCAUCUGCCUGGAGGCGUGUCCGGCGCACAGCUAUUGCUUGGAGCCAAAUAAAUGCCGCUGCCUGCGCGGCUAUGAGCACUCGCAUCAUCCCAAUAAGCAGCAUCAAUUGAUUUGUCGACCGAUCUGCCAGGGUGGCUGUCCGGAGCACAGCCAUUGUGUCGCCCACAAUGAGUGCGAAUGCCGGCCGGGCUUUAAGGAUGUCAGCAGCUGGUUCAGUCUGAGUCUCAGCUGCGAGCGUAUCCAGUGCGGCCAGGAUCAGCGGUACGACAUCCAGCGACACGCCUGCGUCAAGAUCGAGAUGAGCAUGGAGGAGCUGAUGCAGCGGGUGGCCGAGCGUCUGGCCAAGGGUCUGGAGAGCGAGGGUGAAUCGCCCACCGAAGAGCAAGUGGACGAUAGCGUUUGAGGAGCCUACUUCAUAAGCCUCAUUGUUAUCUCUGUAUGCUAUGGAUUCAAUAAAAUGAG
Messenger RNA from Drosophila novamexicana, 828 nucleotides. RefSeq lists its product as uncharacterized. The coding region runs from base 113 to 769 and encodes 218 amino acids. NCBI's taxonomy places the organism in Eukaryota, Metazoa, Arthropoda, Insecta, Diptera, Drosophilidae. The transcript has a single exon. The record is from RefSeq and is a predicted model, not a curated record.